This is a messenger RNA of Apis mellifera (honey bee), 1572 nucleotides long. RefSeq names its product odorant receptor 4-like. Gene Ontology annotation, molecular function: olfactory receptor activity; odorant binding. Gene Ontology annotation, cellular component: plasma membrane. Lineage: Eukaryota; Metazoa; Arthropoda; Insecta; Hymenoptera; Apidae. The transcript is spliced from 6 exons. The record is from RefSeq and is a predicted model, not a curated record. Gene Ontology annotation, biological process: sensory perception of smell; detection of chemical stimulus involved in sensory perception of smell. The coding region runs from base 325 to 1557 and encodes 410 amino acids.
UCAUUACUAAAUCUUAUGUUUAUGUAAAUAUUAUUAUUUUUUACGAAGACAUACAUUAUAUAAAAAAUACAAUAUACUUUUUUGUUCUUAAUUGUUGUGCACUGAGACUUCAACCGUUUCUAUCUAUAUCGAGAUAUAAAUUUAGAUUUUCUAUAGCAUUGGAGAGUUUCAACUAUCAUUUCAAAUAUUCGCUUUUCUCUUGAGUAAUAAUUGAUUAUGCAAAUAGUGAGAAAGAUCCACACACGCAAUAUUGUCGAGCUUGCGCUAGACGAUCUUAUAAUCAAUGAGCUGUUGUAAACAGUUGUUUUCGAACUGUCUACGAACAUGCAUCUCACUACAUUAAAUAAGAAUAAUUGCAAAGUGCGCAAUCUAAAAUACAAGGAAGAUAUCGCUUAUAUAACCAAACAUAAUAAAUGGAUUUUGAAAUCCAUCGGCAUUUGGCCAUCAGUUCUUAAGAGUGUCUCAAGAUUUUUACCAAAAAUCAUGUUUGGAUUCAAUAACUUUGUCCUACUUUUUUCCGUUAUACCAUGUAUUUUAUACAUCGUAUACGAAGAAAAAAAUAUUAUGAUAAAAUUUAAAUUAGUCGGUUUACUGAGUUUUUCUUUGAUUGCAUUAAUAAAAUACUGGACACUCACAUAUCGUAAACCAAGAAUCAAAGAUUGCAUUGAACAAAUAUGGAUUGAUUGGGAACAGGUAGAAUUGCAUGAGGAUCGCAAAGUGAUGUUGAAAUAUGGGCAAAUAGGUCGAAAUUUGACAAUAAUCUGUGCCGUUUUUAUAUACACUGGUGGCAGUAUCUUUCACACGAUCUUACAAUAUAAGAUCGGUACCUUUAUUGAUGAACAUAAUCGCACGAUCAAACCGGUAGUCUAUCCUACGUACAACGCCCUAUUCGACGUUCAAAAAAGCCCCAUUUACGAAUUAGUAUAUCUUCUUCAUUCCAUUUGUGGAUACAUAAUGUAUUCAGUAACUGCUGGUUCUUGUGGAUUAACUGCACUUUUCGCAACACAUGCUUGUGGACAAAUUGAUAUCGUUAUAGCUCGAUUAAAUGAUCUUAUACAUGGCAAAUAUACUAAAAAUACGUUUAAUUUGAACACACGGUUGGUAAAAAUUGUUAAACAUCAUUUGCGAAUAUUAAGAUUUUCAGAAUCUAUAGAAAUGGCAUUGCAAGAAUUAUGUUUUCUCGAAUGUAUUGGUUCCACUUUUUUGAUAUGUUUACUUGAAUAUUAUUGUAUAACGGAUUGGGAAUUAAGUAAUACUAUUAGUCUUACAACGUACACAAUGUUAUUAAUAUCUUUAACAUUUAACAUUUUCAUAUUAUGCUAUAUUGGUGAACGCCUAAUGGAAAAGAGUAGUAGUAUUGGUUUAUCCUGUUUUAUGAUCGAUUGGUUCCAAUUACCGACAAAAACAAUUCAUGAUCUUAUUUUAAUUAUUGCUAUGUCAAAUAAUCCAAUUAAAAUUAGUGCUGGAAGUAUAGUGGAUUUAUCUUUAUAUACUUUUGGAGGUGUUCUCAAAACAUCACUAGUGUAUUUAAGUUUUCUUCGUACUACUAUUAUGUAAUACAUAUUUUAUAAU